CGCGUGACGCAUGCACGCGCGUUAUGGUCUAGGCGCGAGGGGCUUGACGCGGAGAAGGCGGCGGGCGUGCGUGCGCGUGCGUGUUGGUGUGCCGGGGCUAGGUUUGACUAAGAGGUGACGGGAUUGAGAUUCGGCGAGGUGGUGGAGGCCAGGGGCUUCGGCCUCUGGGUGCUGACCCCUGGCUUGGCCGCCUCCUCCUCCCUCCCCCAGUUUCCUGUCUCGCCGUCGGAGGGAGGAGGACCUCGCUGCCGGAGCGAUGAGCGCCAACGAGGACCAGGAGAUGGAGCUGGAAGCAUUGCGUUCUAUUUAUGAAGGUGAUGAAAGUUUCCGAGAACUAAGUCCAGUGUCAUUUCAAUAUAGGAUAGGUGAAAAUGGUGAUCCCAAAGCCUUCUUAAUAGAAGUUUCUUGGACUGAAACAUAUCCACAAACAGCUCCAAUCAUAUCUAUGAAUGCUUUUUUCAAUAAUACCAUAUCAUCAGCUGUAAAGCAAAGUAUUCUGGCUAAAUUACAGGAAGAAGUUGAAGUUAAUCUUGGAACUGCAAUGACAUAUACAUUGUUUGAAUAUGCCAAGGACAAUAAAGAACAGUUCAUGGAGAAUCAUCACCCUGUUAAUAACAUGACAUCAAUAAGCAAUAUUAUUUCAACUGAAACUCCUAAUACUGUUCCUUCAAGUAAGAAAAAAGAUAAAAAAGAACAACUUUCAAAAACUCAGAAACGGAAGCUGGCAGACAAGACAGAUCACAAAGGUGAACUUCCACGAGGCUGGAACUGGGUUGAUGUGGUUAAGGUAUGUUUUAAAAUACAAAGUGUUUUAUUAUCUUAG
Molecule: messenger RNA, 823 nt
Organism: Antechinus flavipes (yellow-footed antechinus)
Lineage: Eukaryota; Metazoa; Chordata; Mammalia; Dasyuromorphia; Dasyuridae
Gene: RWDD4
Product: RWD domain containing 4
Exons: 6
Coding region: 257-823 (188 amino acids)
Molecular function (GO): protein binding
Source: RefSeq, a predicted model, not a curated record